UGCCAAUACUUUGCGGUCACUUCCGGAGCGCGUGCGCCGCCGCUAGCUUAGCGUCACGUCCUCGUCGAAUGGCGCGGCGGGACCCGGAUGUUGAUUGCCUCGCCGCGGUGGUUUGAGAGUUGGGGCAGCGGCGGCUGCGUGAGGACUCAGAGCCAUAAUGUCAAAACGCAAGGUGACCUUUGAGGACCAAGGCGAUGAGGAUGAGGAGGAAAUGAACUUGCCAAAAAAGAAGCUGGUGGAACCUGCAGUUGGAGGACCAGGCAGCCGCUUUAAGGGCAAGCACUCAUUGGACAGUGAUGAGGAGGAUGAUGAGGAGGAAGGGCGAGGCAGCAAAUAUGACAUCCUUGCAUCAGAUGAUGUAGAAGGGCAGGAAUCUGCAACUAUUGACUAUGAAGAUGGUGUCCGGAUCACUCCAUUCAAUUUGCAGGAGGAGAUGGAAGAAGGCCAUUUUGAUUCAGAAGGCAACUACUUCUUGAAGAAAGAGGCGAUGAUUCGGGAUAACUGGUUGGACAAUAUAGACUGGGUCAGGAUAAAGGAGCAGCGUCCUGGUCAGAAGAAGCCACCGCUAGAUUCUGCCGAGGAAGACGAGGAAGAGGAUCUUGAAGUCGGACGGGCACCUUUGGACAAGAAGACGCUGCUGGAAGGGAUGGUGGCCUUGGUGCUACCUGGCGAGACAGUGGCCAGGGCCAUCCAGAGGCUCGGAGACAAGGGCGGGCCCAAGAACAGCGGGCGCCAGCGGAGGCCUUGGAGCCGCCUCAAGGCAGAGGAGCCAGAGCCAGCCGAGGAAGGAGAGCCCCAGAAGCCCGGGUCGCCAGAACGGAAAGAGCAGCUGGAGCGCCUCUCGGGGCUGGCUGACCAAAUGGUGGCGCGAGGCGUGUAUGAGAUCUACCAGGAGACCCGGGAGAAGCUGGCACUGAGGCUCCGGGCGCUGGAACAACCUCCCGCAGCAUCAUCCGCAGCCGAACCGGAACUCGACAUGUUUGCUGAGGAUAUUGAUGAAGCGAAACUGGGGGAGAAGACACCAGCAGUGGGAAGUGAGGAGCAAAAGCAGGGCGACGACAACGCUCUUUCCGAGGUCAUGUGGGAAUACAAAUGGGAGAACACAAACACGUCCGAACUCUAUGGCCCCUUUAGCAGCUCCCAGAUGCAGGACUGGGUAUCCCAAGGCUAUUUCCCCGAUGGGGUUUACUGCCGGAAGGUGGAGAAUUCCGAGGGCCAGUUCUACAAUUCCAAGCGCAUUGAUUUUGACCUCUACACGUGAUCGGAACCCGCCUCCUGCCCCACAUAACACAAGAGAUGCAACUCAACACAGCGGCGGACUGAAAGAACUUGCCGGACUUUAGGGGGUGGGGGCCAGGGGAGGAGAGGCGUGUGUGUGUUUGUGUGCGUGUGUUUGCAGAGGGAAAGAGGGAGAGGUUUGAUUUGCCAUCACAUUCUGAGGUUGCUUUGCAUUUUGUGAGAAAUAAAAAGAAUCAACCUUAAA
Molecule: messenger RNA, 1483 nt
Organism: Lacerta agilis (Sand lizard)
Lineage: Eukaryota; Metazoa; Chordata; Lepidosauria; Squamata; Lacertidae
Gene: CD2BP2
Product: CD2 cytoplasmic tail binding protein 2
Exons: 7
Coding region: 158-1261 (367 amino acids)
Cellular component (GO): U5 snRNP
Molecular function (GO): protein binding
Source: RefSeq, a predicted model, not a curated record